Molecule: messenger RNA, 5140 nt
Organism: Ictalurus furcatus (blue catfish)
Lineage: Eukaryota; Metazoa; Chordata; Actinopteri; Siluriformes; Ictaluridae
Gene: asb4
Product: ankyrin repeat and SOCS box containing 4
Exons: 6
Coding region: 328-1500 (390 amino acids)
Biological process (GO): positive regulation of transcription by RNA polymerase II; Golgi to lysosome transport; retrograde transport, endosome to Golgi
Cellular component (GO): cytoplasm; nucleus; endosome membrane
Molecular function (GO): transcription cis-regulatory region binding; small GTPase binding
Source: RefSeq, a predicted model, not a curated record
AUCCCUACCAAUAUUGAGACCAAACCUACGCCCUUGCUUUACAGUGUUGUAUUGUAUUAUAUUAUAUUUAAUUUGAUUGCUUAUUUUAUUUUUUUUAUAUAUAUAUUGUGUGAUAUUCUCUUUUUAUCUGCACUUGGAAGCUCCUGUCGCCAAGACAACGUCCUUGUGUGUGUAAACAUAGCCUACUUGGCAUUAAAUCCCAUUCGGUCCGAAUGCCACAACACAGGAUCAGAAUCCGAAUGAUGCUGAUUCUGAAUCCGUGUUGUGACGUUCAGGCCUGAGGUGAUUUUGCUCUGGUACACAUGUAAACAGUAACGUGUGGCGUUCAUGAUGUGUAGGUUUCUUUCCGCGCUGCAGCGCAACGAUGCCGCCGAGGUGGACGAAAUCCUCCGCACCAGUAACCUAGAUAUAGACACCGUGUUCGAAGUGGAAGACCGAAGAAGUGUCCUGGCGUCCUAUAAACAAGGUUACUGGCUACAUAACUUUAAACCGGAGUCCUCAUGGGCGAUGGGCAUUCACAUAUGCAUGAUGCACAAUGCGAUAGAAAGUGCCUUAGUGCUUCUGCAGAGGGGGGCGGCAGUGAACAGGAAGCCCAAUGGGAAAACACCACUGCAUGUUGCUUGUGCAGUGUCUCAUGCUGACUGCGUGGCUCUGCUGCUCAACUGGGGAGCUAAUGUCGACAGCCUGUCCCUGAGUGGACACACCCCACUGCAUUACUGCACAACGCAGGAGUCAGUGGACUGCGCCAGACAGCUGAUCCUCAAAGGAGCAGACGUGAACAAGCCGAGCCAGAACAACGAUAAAGACACUCCACUACACACAGCCGCACAACUUGGUGUCUCUGAGCUGGUUGGCCUUUACAUUGCACAUGGUGCUGAUGUGAAUGCAUUCAAUGCCCAUAUGAAGACCCCUUUGAUCACCGCUGCAUUCUGGGCUAUGGAUGCUCGUGUGCAGACUUACAGCGAACAGCACCAUCUUGUGUGCCACAUACUGCUGGACUAUGGGGCCAACCCAAACCUCCAGGAUGGAGAUAAAAAAACAGCGCUGCACAAAGCCUCAUGGAACUGCGACCAUACACUGAUGCAGAUUCUGCUCGAUGCUGGGGCCGAUCCCAAGAUCACGGACAUGAGCGGUAGUCCAGCCCUUCAGUACACACUAAAUAUGACGCGGAUGCGGCCUUACUGUGAACCAUAUCGCUGCCUCCAGCUCCUGCUUAACUACGGAGCAGUCAGAGUCUACCCAAAUCAGUUCUACAAGGUGUUGGAGAUUUACCAUGAUGACCCUAGGACAGUUGAGGUGAUGGUAAAUUCCUAUGGGCAUCUCGUGAGUACACCACAAUGGAGGGAUGCGAUUCCUAAGAAAACAUACAAGGAACACAGGAUGUUUUAUGACUCACUGUUUGCUGCCUGCAAGACUCCGCGUUCUCUGCAACACCUGGCCAGAUUUGCCAUUCGCACGGCAAUGUGCUGCUCCUGUGAAUCAGAGAAGUUAAAGAAUUGAGAACGAUGCGAUAUUGAAGGAUAAAAUACAUUCAUAAAUGAAGACGUCGUAAGCUAGGUAAGUUUAACCACCACUCAGGCUGCCACUGACCUCAGAAAGCCUUUACCCAAGGAUUUUGAUCAACCAUUUACUCCGAGCUGAUCCUGUUAUUCAUGUAAACUUGUGUCACCUCCUGCUGCUGACUCUCACUGCUCAGAGGUCAGAGUUCUGGGUGUGUUUGUGAGUGAGCUUAGAGGAAAGUGUAAUCAAUCUCCCAUACAGUGUCAUCUGGAAGUGCGCAUCCCUCUUUCCAUUCAGAGCAAAAAAAAAACCCCCCAAAAAACCUUGUAACCAUCAUGUCAUAGACCCCUGCAUCAGAACAAAUUCCCAGUAUGAAAUCUAUAAAUACUCAACCGCGUGCAUGCUCUUGCCCCUACAUAAACAUUUAAUCAGAGAUGAUGGCGUCUUUCAAAACGGCAGCUCGGCGUUACUAAGUGAAAGGUCAGGGAGUGAUUCCAGAAACAGAGCUGUGUUUGCUAAAUGAGAUUGUGGUGUGGCCACAGGAGUGUUCAUGAUGUGUACGGCAGGAGAAGCGAAGGAAAAAGAGAAUGGAGUGUUGUAGGCAUGUGGCUGAACUCCAGGACUACACACUGGCACCAUGCCAAAAAGCCAGCUCUGCUUCUGAAACAGGAAUAGAGGGGAAGGAUAUGUGGAAGGAUGAUGCAGCAAAAAGUUUUAGAGCAAACACUUAACACUGGUACCAUUAAUAUCAGUAGGAAAAAAAACUGGCAAGUAGCACACAAAGAUUUCAGAGAAGCUGCAGUGCUUUGCUUAAGUAUUAACCCCCUUGAACAUUUCCAGAUUUUGUAGUGUUACAAUUUAGAAAUGGGCACAAUUGGGAUUAGGACAUGAAUCUACACAAAACAGCCCAUAAAACUGAAGUGAUGGACAAACAAUAUAGUUAUCUACAAAUAAAUUAAAGGAAAAGUUGUGAUUGCAUAAAUAUUCACCCCCACUGCUGUGAAACCCUUAAACAGUUCUGGUGCCACCAUUCAAGUGUCAUAUGAUUUCAAUAUACGCACACCUGUUCCUGGAAAGAACCAGAGUUUGUUAGGGAACAAACUCCAAACAAACAGCAUCAUGAAGACAAGGGAACUGUCAAAACAAGUCCAGGACAAAGUUCUGGACAAAGUAGUGUCAGCAUUGGGUUCCAAAAAAACAGCUACAUACUUCAUGUUGUAAAAAGAUCUAGCCUGCUAAAACUAUUAUUUAGUUAGCAAAAACAUUGUGUGGAUAAAAAAGAGAACAAACCAGGAAAAACAACUCCAGGUUGUUUACAAUGUUUUCCUUUCUCUAGCUAAUAAUAAUAAUAAUAAUAAUAAUAAUAAUAAUAAUAAUAAUAAUAAUAAUAAAGGGUGCACAGUGGCUUAGUGGUUAGCACAUUCGCCUCACGCCACCAGGGUUGGUGGUUCGAUUCCCGCCGCUGCUCUGUGUGUGUGGAGUUUGCAUGUCCUCCCUGUGCUGCAGGGGUUUCCUCCAGGUACUCCAGUUUCCUCCCCCAGUCUACAGACAUGCAUGGUAGGCUGAUUGGCAUGUCCGUAGUGUAUGACUGGGUGUGUAAAUGUGUGUGUGAUCGUAUUGGCACCCCGUCCAGGGUGUACCCCACCCUAUGCCCCAUGCUCCCUGGGGUAGGCUCCAGGUUCCCCAUGACCCUGAAUGAUCAGCGGUACAGAAGAUGGAUGGAUGGAUAAUAAUACAAUAUCAUAACAAGUAAUUACUAUUGCCCCUCUCAACUGUCCAGCUAUAGACCAAUAUCAAAUCUCCCCUUCCUCUCUAAGAUCUUAGAAAAGGUUGUAGCAAAGCAGUUAUGCUCGUACUUAGAUAGGAAUAACAUUCAUGAAAUGUAUCAGUCCGGAUUUAGACCUGCACAGAGACAGCGUUAGUUAAAGUGGUAAACGACCUACUACUGGCCUCUGAUCAGGGUUGUGUCUCGCUGCUUGUGUUACUCGACCUUAGUGCAGCUUUUGAUACUAUAGAUCACACUAUUCUCCUUGACAGAUUAGAAAAUGUUGUUGGCAUUAAGGGAACAGUCCUCUCCUGGCUCAGGUCUUAUCUGACCGAUCGCUAUCAGUUCGUAGAUGUAAAUGAAGACUUCUCCACGCAUAACGAGGUUAAAUUUGGAGUUCCACAGGGUUCUGUUUUAGGCCCACUGCUUUUUACUUUAUAUAUGCUACCCCUAGGUCAAAUUAUUCGUAAGCAUGGAAUUAGCUUCCACUGUUAUGCUGAUGAUACACAGUUGUAUGUUUCAGUGAAGCCAGAGGACAGACAGAAGCUUAGUAAGGUUGAGGAUUGUGUAAAGGACAUUAGACGUUGGAUGUUAACUAACUUCCUUUUACUUAAUUCUGAUAAGACAGAAAUACUAUUAUUAGGAUCACGUGUAGCUAGAAGUAAUCUUUCUGAUCACAUGGUUACUCUGGAUGGACUUUCUGUUUCAACAUGUACAGCAGUUAAAGACCUAGGUGUGAUUAUUGACUCCAGCCUAUCAUUUGAUGCUCAUGUAGAUAAUAUUACUAGGAUAGCCUUCUUUCAUCUCAGAAAUAUUUCUAAGAUAAGAAAUAUAUUGUCACUACAUGAUGCAGAAAUACUAGUUCAUGCAUUCGUCACCUCUAGACUAGAUUACUGUAAUGCCUUACUGUCUGGACGUUCCAGUAGGAACAUAAACAAACUCCAGUUAGUCCAGAAUGCAGCUGCUAGAGUCCUAACUAGAACCAGAAGAUACGUUCACAUCCCCCCGAUCUUAUCCGCACUGCGUUGGCUCCCAGUGAAAUCUUGCAUUGAUUAUAAAAUACUAUUAUUAACCUAUAAAGAACUAAACGGUCUCGUGUCACAGUAUCUAAGCGACCUUUUGGUUUUCUAUGAUCCGCCACGCCUACUUAGAUCAAAAGAUGCAGGCUAUCUGACGGUACCUCGAACAGUGAAGGCUACAGCAGGGGGAAGAUCUUUCUCUUAUAGAGCCCCACAGUUAUGGAACAGUCUUCCAAUUAGUGUUCGGGACUCGGACACAGUCUCAGUGUUUAAGUCUAGGCUUAAAACGUAUUUGUUUACUCAAGCCUACCCUGACUAGACUUUCUAUUAUGCUAAGCACAGUCCUAACAGUCUUUUCUCUCCCUCUCUCCUUCUGCCGAGCCACACACGAUUUUAUGGAGAUACUAGAGAUCCUGAUCCUCUCUGCUCUCCGGACCUGCCUGAUCCGUUUCGGAUGUCCUGCCUCUGGAUGGAGCUCUCAUCUACUCCAAUUCCCGACUGCUGGGACUACGGCUGCUCCUAAGGCCAAACAGACUUCAUAUGAAUCCAUAAUGAACUUUUUCACACUAUCCGUUGUUACCCAGAUGAGGACGGGUUCCCUUCCGAGUCGGGUUCCUCUCAAGGUUUCUUCCUCUUAAAACAUCUUAUGGAGUUUUUCCUCGCCACCGUCGCCACUCAGUGGCUCGCUCAGUCGGGAUAAAUUCGCACCUGUAAUAUCUGUAUACCGUGUUGAUAUUUCUGUAAAGCUGCUUUGAGACAAUGUCUAUUGUACAAAGCGCUAUACAAAUAAAACUGAAUUGAAUCGAAUAUUGGCAAUUUUGUUUAGAUGCAUGACAUAUAAUCCAAAUUAUGUCCA